Molecule: messenger RNA, 1105 nt
Organism: Protomyces lactucae-debilis
Lineage: Eukaryota; Fungi; Ascomycota; Taphrinomycetes; Taphrinales; Protomycetaceae
Exons: 1
Source: RefSeq, a predicted model, not a curated record
ACGGUUUCCCUGCAACGACACCAAGAAGUCCGCUGAGACGUAGUAGUUGAAGUAGUAUUGAGAGCUAUACCAAUGCAGCUGCUAGAGUCUGCAGAGGUGCCCGAUCGCUCUACAUUUCAGCUUGCGGACACGCCUGAUGAGGUUACACCUGCUCAGUAUCAAGAUGACAAUACUGCUACUACUGCCUCGCCAAGCAGGCCAGCGGAGGAGCUACUCUAUGCCGAGGGACAAGUGAACUUGACUUGUCGUCCUCAAAUAGAUGCACUGAAUGAUGUUUCAUGUCUUGUUCACGUCACUGGUGCAGCCAUGCAUCUAUAUUUCGAGAGUCAACAGGAUCAGAAACCAGCUACAGGAACUGCAUGCAAGCAACUGACCAUUGACUUUGCAGAAAUCAUCUUGCAUGCAACGACGACGACGCAGCAAACAGCUGCAGGAGCUGUUCCGUCUCUAUACAUGCACAUUGAACCGUCAAAAGAAGGCAUCAAGCUUCAAGAGCUUGUCAAAAGCUUACGACCAUCAGAGGCUGCAGAGAACGGCGACUCGCUAUCUUUGGAAGCCAGUUCAAUCCUGGAAAUAACGUUGACACCAGGACCGGAGGAUGGCUAUCUAGUAGCGAAACUCUAUUCUGCCCUUUCGCAUAUGGCGAAUAUCCUGCCUGCGCCGUCGAGCAGUCCGGGUGGCGACACAGCGGGCAACGACUACAGCUCCUUGUUUCAACGUGGCGGAGAUGCAGCAGAUGACGUGCCAUCAGGUCAGUGGAUCACUGCCGAUAAUGCACAUCAAUUCAUGGACGCUGAGGAAUAGUUUUUUGAAUGGAUAGAUUGGUUACAUAUAUACAAAAGCGUGUCUACCCUCCCUUUCACGCGUGUCCAGGCGCAUCUGUUGCAUCCUCACCUAGUUGUGUUGCAAAGCUAAAGUCCAUAGGUGACAAGACUGGUGUGUCUUGCAAUGCCGGUGAUGUCUUGAUAGCCGGAGGCGUUGCGUGAUGGUCACCAAAUGGAUCUUGUUGUUGAGCAGGCGAGGCCUUGGGAGUAGUAGAGUGUUGCGACGAGGCAAGGGUCUUCUUCAAGUGUUCCUUGCGUGCCGCCCAGUUGUCUGUUGCAGC